Messenger RNA from Meleagris gallopavo (turkey), 10712 nucleotides. RefSeq names its product SURP and G-patch domain containing 2 (gene SUGP2). Gene Ontology annotation, cellular component: nucleoplasm. The record is from RefSeq and is a predicted model, not a curated record. Gene Ontology annotation, molecular function: RNA binding. Gene Ontology annotation, biological process: RNA processing. Lineage: Eukaryota; Metazoa; Chordata; Aves; Galliformes; Phasianidae.
GGGCCUCCCGCCGAGCGAAGGGUCGGAGCGCGGGAGGUGCCGCCGUUCCUCUCGUGCCGGGCCGCCCGGUGCCGGGCGAGCGGAGCUUUGUGGUGUUUCGCUGCAGGGAAGAUGGCCUCGCGGCGGAUCACGCGGGAGACGUUCGAUGCUGCGGUGCAGGACAAAGUGAAGCGGUACCGCGCGGAGCGGGGCGGGGCGGCGCGAGAGGCGAUGCGGCGCUUCAAAGCUCAUUCAAGGCCAGUCCCAAGACCGAGAUAUGAGGACAGCUUUCAUGAUGAUGGAAGAUACGACGAUGCCCAGCACCAUUCACACGAUGACUGGAUUGAGAACCCUAGAGAUGAGUAUCCAGGACCUUCUUACAGAUCUGCAAGCCCUCUCAUAAGGAAAGCUAACUACUACCAUGAACAGUUUGGCCACCCGGCAUCUCAUGACCGGGAAUACGGGCACCCAGCUGCACGGGACCGGGAGUACGGGCGGCCGGCUUCUCAUGGCCGGGAAUAUGGGCACCCCCUGCCUCGGGACCGGGAGUACGGGGGCCUGGCUUCUCAUGAUCAGGACUACGGACAUCCUGACUCUUGGGAAGCUGCUGGACCACAUGAAACUGACUUUAGUUCUUCAGAUAUUUUAGGUGAUUUUAGAUCACCUGGACUCAUGGAAGAUGAAUACGGCAACGUGGAAAGUCAGGAGUAUGAUGUAGACUUUGGAAUUCAAUCUGACAGUGAGUUCCGACCCCCCAUUAGGAGGGGCAGCAUUGGCAGGGGAAGAGCCCUGCGAGGGAGGCGUAUUACAAGGGGCACUGCUAAAGCUAAACUAUUCAAAGGAGACAUCAAAACCCCUCUAAAGAAAUGGAACGCUAAAAAACCGCAGCCAGGCCCUGAUCAGAAGCCAACUGUGCAACCUGAUCAAAUGCCAGAAACUGCUGACCGACCCAACCAGAGGCCGGUGGCUGUUCAGCACCCCAAUCAGAAGCUGCCUCCACAACCUAAUCAAAGGCCAGCUAUAGCAACCCCGAGGCCCAUUCUCAGGCUCCCGAAGCCUGCACAUGUUUUCAGAAAUCUCAAUUUUGAGCUUGUGGAUAAGUCUGACAUUUUUUCAACGUUUGGAAUACAAAUCAUAAAAUGGGCUGGAUUUCACACAAUAAAAAACGAUGCGGAAUUUUCUCGACUCUUUGGAGCUCUCUUUGAGCUGGAGACAGAAACGUGUGCAAAAAUGCUUGCUUCGUUCAAAUGCUCCUUAAAGCCAGAACACAGAGAUUAUUGUUUCUUUACUAUCAAGAGUUUACAACAUGCUGCUUUGAAAACUCCCAAGGUGGACAAUGAGUUUUUAAAUAUGCUGUUGGACAAGGGUGCUGUGAAAACAAAGAACUGCUUCUUUGAAAUAAUAAAACCUUUUGAUAAAUACAUAAUGAGGCUACAAGACCGCCUGCUAAAGGGUGUCACGCCUCUGCUUAUGGCCUGCAAUGCUUAUGAAUUAAGCAUUAAGACAAACGGUUUUGGUAACCCCAGAGAAAUGGCAAGUGCUUUUGAGACCACUGUUUCUCUUUGUCGUAAGUCUUUAGCGCUUCUGGGUCAGACCUUUGCAUUAGCAUCUGUUUUCAGGCAAGAGAAAAUACUGGAAGCUGUAGGGCUACAGGAAAUGGCUCCAGCACCAACCCUGUUCCCAAACUUUGAUGAUUCAACAUUGUUUGGAAGAGAAUACAUUGAGAACUUAAAGGCUUGGUUGGAGAAAAGUGGAUAUCCAAUUCAGAUGAAAAAAGCUGAAGCAGAGUCCACAGUGCAGCUUAAAAAACCCUCUCCUGACACAAAAGUUAAAAUCCCACAGCGAGCUGAUCGGGAAAUUGUAGAAACAAUUGAACAGCUCGUGAAUAGCAUUGUUUCAGGAACCUUGUCUGCCAAAGAGAGAAAUGCUCAAAAGAACUGUCCUGAAUAUUGGUUCUUGUCUGAUGAAGAUAGUCUAGAAUACAAAUAUUACAGACUGAAGUUGUCAGAGGUGCAAAGAAAGACAUCGUCAGGAAAGGAAGCAGGUGGUGAGGGCAGAACGCUAGAAGAGUCUGCCACAGAAUCAGUCAGGGCCAUGUUGUAUGCCAGGAAAGUCGCAAGUAUUAAGAGAAGGCUAUUCAAAAGGAAAAGGACUGGAGUUACUGCACAGCGUGGAAUUCGAGGAAGGAAGGUGAGGAGAACGACCAUAGGGACACAGACUUUGCUUUCAGCUGGUACAGUGCUGAAACACCAAGACAAGCAUCUUCAAGAGUCAGUCCAGUCAGAGCCUUCUGUAUCAGAAACCACCACGUCUGAGAAUUCUUCUUCUCUUGAUCCCUCAUCCUCACAAUGUGGCACCAGUUCAGAGGUCCCUCUGCCAUCAGAAGGAAGGGUGGAUUCAGAGGAUUUACUGGCACCACCUGAACUUUUCUCAUCGUUGCCCUGUCAGUUUCCUGAUGUGGAUGCUAAAACGAUGGAGACAGCUGAGAAGCUUGCCAAGUUUGUUGCUCAGGUAGGACCAGAAAUUGAGCAGUUCAGCAUAGACAACAGUGCGGAUAACCCAGACCUCUGGUUUCUACAGGAUCGAAACAGUUCUGCUUUCAAGUUCUACCGCAUGAAGGUCUAUGAGUUAUGUCCCUCUAUUAACUUCAGUGACGUGAAAGAAGCAAAUGAUGCUGGGGAAGAUGCUAAACCUGAAGAGAGAAAUGUGGAUAUUUCGGAGGAGGAGGAGGAGGAAGAAGAAGAAGAGGAGGAAGACAAUGAGGAGGAAGCUGAGUUUGAGGAGGAUAUUUCCCGACCUUUGGAAGAAAUGGAGCAAGCUGAGGAGGGAGAAGAUGAUGAUAUCUCAGCAGGUAGAAGUGUGGAAAACCUUGCUGAAGAGAUGAUUUCCAAAACAGGAGAGGAAAUUUCAACAGGUGAAACACAGCUUGCUGCAUCAUCUGAUGGUGCUAUACCAAAUCUGUCAACACAGGCAUCAGCUCCUGCCACUGGAACCCUAUUUCCCCGCAAGAGAAUCAGCAGCAAGUCUCUGAAAGUUGGUAUGAUUCCUGCGUCUAAAAGGAUAUGCCUCAUAGAAGAACCAAAAGUUCAUGAACCUGUCAGAAUUGCUUAUGAUAGACCUCGUGGCUGCCCCGUUACAAAGAAGAAGAAGAAACCAAAAGAUUUAGAAUUUUCACACAAGAAACUGACAAACAGAAAUGUAGGUUUCCAGAUGCUUCAGAAGAUGGGCUGGCAAGAAGGACAUGGCCUGGGUACACGAGGAAAAGGAAUCAGAGAGCCUGUAAAAGUGUAUGUAAUGGGAACAAACUGCAGAAAUCUGGCAGCUGUGGAACAGGCUGGGAUCCUAGUAGUAACUAUUUCUAUCUUAACCUUCCUUGAUGUGGCCAAUUCCGUGUUUUGUUUCCUUCUUGAUGUGGUCUUUGGCCUCAGCAAAGUAGAGCGUGCAGACUUCACGCGUUUUUCUGGCCAGGCUGAGCACAGUCUGGUCUGGAAGUUGGCUGUUCCUUGCUGUGCACUUUGACAUCACUGACGUUGCAGUGUGAAUGCUGCAGUGUGCGGACGCUUUCAAAAGAUAUAUGGGUUCCCCUAUUAUUCAGGAGAUGUUUUUGUUUGGUAUAUUUAGUUGUUUUUUUUUUUAAUACCUGCUAUCUUGGGGAUCUCCUUGCCAACAUGCUAGGUAUGUAAGAUAUAAAUAGACUCUGGGAAUAUCAUACACAGUACUCCCUAGGUGUAGGCAACAAAAUUAUUUUCACUGUAAAUAUGUGAUUCAUUCCAUUGCAUGCUGAAAGAGGUAAGUGCAUCCACCAGAAGGUAAGUGUGCUUCUUCCUUUAAAAUGUGCUUCUGUUUUUGAAUCUUCACUUUGUCUUUUAAAGUUGCUGUAUCCUGUGUCUACUGCUGAAGAAUGGAUAUCAACUCCCUGACUGAAUAAGGAGGCAGAAUCAAUUUAUUUGUCUCUGAACCCAUAUGCCAAGCUUUCUAGUCCAUACAUGGAAUUUGUGGGUUAAUGUUCUCUUCAUGCCUUUGACAGUACUGGUCAUUUUAGUUGGUGGCAUACUUCCAGUUGUUUGCUUUCUCUUUUUGUUAUGGUUCCCUGUGGUCCAGUGGCAAUUACUGUAUUUUUUUCCAUUGAUCUUUCAUCUGCAACAAUUGGACAGUGAGAAAGCAGCUGACCUCUCCUCCAGCUCUGUUGUGCUCACAUGUGUCAGAACCUUGGGUUCUUAACCUCAAAACUUGUUGGGACCAAAUAUAUCAUCAACAUGUUCAUUUUUAUAGCUCCUGGCACAAGUCUUGCUUCACAGCUAAUAAUAAGCUAUUUAAUUGUAUUUGGUCUGAUAGCUAACCCCUCAUAUUCUAAAAAUGUCUGUCCAUCUCUAAGAACCAUGUUUUUAGUAUGUGAAAAAACUGUUUUCCAGUUUGAGUCCGUUACUUUAUCACCCAUAAAGUGAUUUAGAGUAGUGAAUGUUUGUUUUUCUUAGAAAAACUUGUUGAUCUUUUCCGUAGAGGUAAGUCAAGUCCAUAUCAUUGAUUGUUUUCAUGGUGUCCACCUCUCUUUACUUUCCAGUCAAAGUCAUUCUUUGGAAAAUACUUCAAGUUCAUCUCAGUGAGAAUGAAACCACUGCAACUUAAUGUUUUACUUUCCUGUUGUUUUGUUCCAGUGCAGAGUGCUUGGGUUUUUGUUCCAUGUGGUUAACCUGUAGCCUUCACUCUUGCCUCACCUUUUAAAGCUACCGACUCUUCUGCUGAUGGCUUGUUUAAAAGUCGGCAUGCUGUCUCAUCUUCUCUCAGCAAAAGGUGAUGGAUUAGCAGUGGUAGACGCUCCGAUUCCAGUGUAGCACUUACAUCAAACAGCGUGUGACACGUUUCUAUCAAAGUAAUAUAUUCAGUUACAUCAGUUGUCACACAGUGGAACUUGGGGCUCUUUUUUAUUGGAGAAGCUUAAGGCUUUUCUUCGAAAGGCUGCUAGGGCAAUUCAUAUUUUUGUUGCUGUAAAAGGUGUAUGAAUUGAGAGGUGACCCCUCAAGGAAAUGAUGGCUACAAAUGUUUUGAAUGGAGUUUCAUACCAAUCUUAAGUUGCUCUUCCCUAUCUGGAGAACUUAGUUGCCACAGCUGUGUAUCUGACCAGUUCAAAAGAAAAAAAACAGUAUUCAGGAUUUGUAACGUGGACUGUAAAGUGGAAUUUGCUUGUUAGAGUCUGGGAAUAUUCUUCUGCAAUUGUACAAAGACCUGCUUGGCUGAAGUGGACCUGUUAUUACAGAAUUUAGAUAAGAACCAUUUUUCUUUAUUCUACGUAAGGUUCUCAGAUUAAUUUUAGUACAUGGGUCAAAAAGUUUUUCCAACUUCAUGUAAUGAAAUCUUUAAUGGGUAAUAGUAAUAUGAUGAACCCAGAGGAUAAAACUGGCACAGAGGAUCACUCCUGUGGCAGAAUUUUCACUAAUCUUAGCUUUGUAAUGUCUGUAUUCUAUGCGUAAAGCUAGAGAAAGAUGUUUUUGUUAACCACUUGUAUCUCCACAUUCUUGUGGGUCAUCUGCUCCCGUCUACUUCCAGGACAGAAUGCUGUUUUGAUAGUGUUGAGGCCUGUCUGCUCCUGUUGGCAUGUUUGGGUGAAGAGAAGGAAGUUAACUCUUAUUUUAUAUUUUACCUGAAAGGUCAGGAGCUCUGGGUUUUGGCUGUGAUGUCUGUCAUGCAAGACUUUAGCUUGCUUUGGGUACUAGAAAUUUCAAGCAAGCAGCACUGUGUUCCCUUGGUAAAAAUUUCAUCUUUCAUCCAGGGUUCUGUGAUGUUUCCUACUUAUUCCUCAAAGUCUCUGACUUCUGUCACUUUUGAAAUGUAAGAAACAAGGCAAUUUUUGCCAUCCUUUCAGCAGGUGAUCUUAUCUACUCCAAGGAAAGCGGUUAAUGUAAAAGUCCAUGUAAGAAUUUGAUCUGUUAGGUAACUCAUCUUCACUGUUCCCUCAGUAUCAUAGGAGUGGUUUCUUCUAGUGGGUGUUUGCAUGUGUAAUGGGAGGUGGGAAUUGUUUUACAGUUGAUGGCAGAUGCUGAGUCUCUGCUCCCCUUCUCCCCUACAUGAAGCAGAGUUACUUUUCCCUCAGGUUGUGUCUGUUGGAAGGUACUGUUUAGAUCUCUUCUGCACGUUGUCCAAUGUAACAGAAACAGUAUAUUCUAACUAUUCAUUUUACUCCCUAGGGGUGCUACCUCUGCAGGGGAGGGCUUGGGUGUUGCAGGGGAAGAAAAUAAAGAAGAUGCAUUUGAUGUUUUCCGUCAAAGAAUGAUACAAAUGUACAGGCAGAAAAGAGCAAGUAAAUAGGUAUGUGCAAUGGACAAGUCUGGUUUGUGAAUUCCUGCAAACAUUAAAAUACCAGGUUUUUAAAGUCUUCUUUUACCAAGAAAAUAUUGUUUCCAUGAGUAUAUCUGGCUUCUUAACAUUUCAUGAAAACCCAGACCUACCCUGAGCUGCUGAAUUACCCCAAAUCUUACUUUCUAGGUGUGACAUAAGAGACUUGCUCAUUAGCAAGAGCACGGAUAUGCAAAGGCUGCUGUGUGAAAGUCUUCGGCAGAGAGUGCCAGUAUGAAGAACACUUUGUUCUGUAGUAGUGGAUUUGAACGCUUAUAUUAUUAUUUUCCAGGAUUAAUGUUAAUCUUGUAUUUAAUUGUGCAAGCUAACAACUUGGAUGUUAUCUUCUGAGGGAGAAACAACUGGUUUUGUUCUUGGAAGUGCCAGUUUUCCUCUGUCUUAGGCCACGUUUGCCUGUUUUGCAAUGAGGCAGCUUACUACCAACUGAAAAAGCAACGUUACCAUUGCGACUAGCCUGCUUUGGCUCUGUUCCUUUUGAAGCCAAGAACCUUCUCAAACUAAAAACUUAUUACCAGGCAGAUCAGUUUAUACUUUGCUACAUUUUGUUGAUGGGCUCAUCUUCUCAUCUGCUUUUCAAGUCUCCUUUCCUCCACACACCAGUUUCAAGAAGAAUCUGUACCCACCUGCUUAUUUUAUAUAGGAUUCUAUACUUGAAGUGUAGGAUGAAUAAGUAAGUUCAAUUGAGUCUGAGAAUGCUAAAAUCUUCCUUGGAAACACUGGCUGCUAAGGCUUUCCAUUGUAGCAAACAAGCAGUGCAUAUUUUAUAUGUACUUUUUGAUUUUACACAAGUUUGCAGCUCUUGUUCAACAAAUUCUUGAAUAAUAGCUUUCCUACUCAAGGAAGUUUAAGCCAUGACCAGGUGUGAUUUGUGUGUUUGCAGAAAAUACUGAAGAAGAUACUUGGAAAUCAAAUAAUCAAAAGUCAUCUGGAAGUGGAUCAUCAGUUUUGUAAGACCAUCAGUUUAGAGAGUAAUUUCUGUUUCUAUUAAAUAUUGGCUUUGCAGAAGUUUUCAUUGAAAAACCCCAUGCAAUAAGACAAAAAGCUUGUAAUUCUGAGGGACUAUUUCAGAUGAGAGAGAAGACUGGAUUAACCUACUCUGCUUCAACAAAAAGCAAUUCCUAACUUCUUGGUGAAGCAGCUCUGAAGACAUGAAAGAUUUAGCAGUGUUACCACAAAUAAACAUUCAAAGUCUGAUCAUUCAUCUUUUUCAGACAAGCACAUCAACAAGAGCUCUGUGACUGGAUUACUGAAAGUGGCAGAAUGUAAUGCACUUUUUUAACAUACUUCUCCAUCUUUACCUUCCUAAAAUUAGUUAAAAGUCUUCACUUGAAUGUUACGGUACCAAAACCUACUUCACUGAAGUUCUCUUUAAAGAGUUCAUCUUGAGCUGAUGCAUGUUUUGCUUAUUAGGAGUGAGUGCUGUCUUGCUGAUGUUCUCAUCCUGCAUCAUGCUUCUUUACAGAGCAAAGAGCUUGUGCACUCCACCAUAGUGUAGCAGCACCUCAAGCUCCUAACUGACAAAUACACAAGAAAAUGUGCUCUUCAGUUACAAACAUGCCUGUGUCUGCUGUUUAAAGAACAUUAUAUACUCUCCAUUUAAAAACCCUGCUGGUUGAAAGGGAGUUUAUUUGUUUUCAUUCUGUAGCAACAAACUUUUUCUGGCCUGUAACAAUCAUCAUGAAUGCAAGUUUUUUCUUUAUGGUAUGGGUUUGUGAAACUAAAAGAAACAGUGUCAUGUUUUGGUGUAAUUUUCUGAUCACUGUUUUAGUUGCUCUGAAGCACACUAAUCACUAAAUAAAACCAUAAUGGCAGGUAUAGAAAAAUACCACGUUGCUAGUUCUGUUUUUCCAUGGGCAUCACAUGUCUUCACCUUUACGUUAACAAGAAGCUGAAGCAUGAAGACCAUAAAUACACAUAAGUUUAUCUGGUUAUCACAUUUGUUUAAAGACAUUUGAUGGUCUGGAGAUUUCUGUAGGCUUUACUUUACCUGGAGAUGCUUUAAAUCCAUAAAUGUUUUGUACCUGCCUUAAAAGUCAUCAGUUACGGUGUUUGGUGGUACCUGUUAAGUUCCCAACUGGGUGUAUUCUUCACUGCCUCUCUUCUGUGCCUGGUUAGCAGUUAUGUAAUCUAAAACUUUGAGCCUAUUGAAAAGGAGAGUUAUCAGUCACUGUCUGUUUUACAGUGACAGUCUGGAACUAAUGUUGUUGGCUUCUGAAUUAUUUCUCAAAAGGGAUUAGUUUUUCUUUUAGUUCCAUUGAUGAAGCUGCCAGUUUUUCUGUUCACAAUUUUUUAUUUCCUUGCAAGCUUCCAGUUAACCUCUUCUUUAACAUUUACAUUUUGGUAGCGUUCUUGAUUAUGUGUUGCACUACUUGCAGAAAGGCACAAGGCAGUGUCGUUUCACACUGGAUUGAAAUCCAGUCUCUCACCCUAGGUCAGCAUUCUGCGCUGCUCUGAUUUAACCCGAGUUUGUUGGCCAUAGUCCCAUUUGGGGUGCCUUUGCUAAACACCUACUUGCUCAAUCUGGGAAAACUCUUGGUAUCCAGACUGGAAAAUGGUACCUUCCUUUCUGAUUGCGGUUCAAUUUAGAGUACAAUGCUGUCUUGAAACUAAAAGUGAACAUUGGGAAAAUCUUAAUCUGCUACUCUGGAUGGCUGUAGUCAUAGUAUGGUCUAUCUUUCUUGUGCCAAACUUUAAUUUUGGACAAGACAUCAACAGAGCAGUAUUGGUGCUGAGAUUCCAGUGUUGCUCUCACGUGAGUUACUAUUUGCCACUUUUAUCUUGUGUUACCAAGAGAUGACCUUAUGCUCCUUUUGCAAAAGGAAUUUCCUUUUAUUUUGACCUGCUUUUGCAGGCAGCUCUGAUUUGAAAAUUUAAAUAUGUACAUAUGAAACAUUUGUUAUGCAGAUACAUUGCCUUGUUGAAAGUUUACUAGCUUCUUUUCUGUUAUUUUAGUUCCAGGCUCUCUUCCAUGAAGACUGCAAGCUUCAGUGAACAUUUUAACUAACUUCAGUGGUGUGUCUACUGUCUUUUGGUUGUUUUUUUUUAUUAUUUUGUUUUGUUGUUUUUGGGUUUUUUUGCUUGUUUGUUUUGCCAUUAAUCUUGCAGAGCAAUUUGCUAGUUUCUGUUCCAUGCAAAUUGGCAGUAGCAUUUAGCUAGUAACAUUAGAUGCUGAUGUUAUUGGGUAACUGACGUUUCCUUUCAGUGUAAGUAAAACUGUUAGCAUUGUUAAUCUUUUAAUAUCUGCAAUAAAUAUAGAACUAAACACUAUAUGGUUUAAAUGUUUUGCUUGUGAGUUUGGCCGUUUGUAAGAGAUGUGCAUCAUUUUUGGCACUAACAAGUGGAAUUGAGAUUAUGCAGUGUUAUAUUAAUGUAAAGCAGGAUUUUAGUGUGUGAGGGAAGGAAGGUCCCUCUGUUUCUGUGCUGCUAAAAGCUUCUGUUGAGAACAGCCACGAAAUCAUUUCUUAGUUACUUCUUCACGUGGCUUCCAGUGUAUUAAACCCAUACACAACAGUGUUACUCUCCACAUGAAUGCCAGAACCAUUGUGCUCCAGUUAGAAUGCCAGUUUUACUUUUUAUUCGCAGUCAUUUCCAGUUUUCUUCAUGUACUGACUUUAAGACAGCAAAACUUUCUGCAUAUAUGUGUGGUUUAUGGUUGCCUUUAAAUUUGAAUUCCUUUUUUAGAUGGGAUAUGAGGAGAAAAAAAACGCAGCAAACUGAAAUUUAACAAUUGUGCAGCCACGUUCUAAUGAGAGGUGAAGUGCACGUAUUUAUUUGCUAAGGAUACAGGCUGAGUCUCCUGUCCCUUGCUUUUACACUGACACCUAUGGCAAGAUUUACUAGACAUGCUUGAGUCCCAGCUCUGCCUUUUUCCUCUUUUUUUUCUCCUUUCCCUUUAAAUACUUACUACAUGUGUAAGGACCUGGUUCUAGAAGAAGGGAUGUUUGCUCUCAUCGGAGAGGAAUGAGGAGAUCCCUAUUUUGGGGGAGGUGUUUUAACAGAGUAAAGAACUGUAGUCACUAAUACACCAUUUGGAGUAAUUGUGUUGAAAUCAUAUGAGGGGUUUUUUUGUUUGCUUGUUUUGUCUCUGAGGCUUUUCUUUGUUGUAACACCAGUUAUGUUUUUCCUAUUUAUUGUUUGUUUUUUUGACAACACUACAUCAUCCUUAGUGUGAACACUUCAUCUGUGCCGAGAUGUUCCUUCUCAAAAUCAAUGUACGGUACUUUUUUCCUAUUCCAUUUUGCUUUAAAGUUCAUCAUGAUGUAUCAUGCUAAAAAAAAAGAAAAGUCUGGAUUCAGAAAUUCAAAUGUUAUUUGUUUGGAUUGUUUUCUAUGCUACGAACAGGUAUAUUUUCUAAUUAAAAAUAAAUUCUUCAAAGUUCUGUA